Messenger RNA from Entamoeba dispar SAW760, 822 nucleotides. RefSeq lists its product as uncharacterized. The transcript has a single exon. The record is from RefSeq and is a predicted model, not a curated record. Bases 1 to 822 code for a protein of 273 amino acids. NCBI's taxonomy places the organism in Eukaryota, Evosea, Mastigamoebida, Endamoebidae.
AUGAACCCGAAGAAUGUAUCAGAAGUAACAGUAUGCCAAACAUAUCCAGUUAGAAUUGAAUGUAAUGUAGCAGAUUCAGAAGAUGAUAGAGAGAUGGUUAUAGUUCCAUUAAUAUUAGGAGAAGGAAAUGAUUGGGAUAAAAUAGAUCCCGAAAUGUUUAAAAUUAAAGACGUUAAUAUAUCAAUUAAUCCAUAUUAUCAAAAUAGUAUGGUAGUAAAUCAAAGUAUUGAAGGAUAUGUUUCAGGAGAUUAUCCAGUAUAUGUUCAAGCAUUUUCAGGAAAUACAUAUAAUGAAGGAGAUGCAACAAAAAUGAAUGAAUUAAUCUUUACAGGAACAUAUUUAUCAGCUGGAUCCAAUUCUACAAUUAGAACGAAUUUCAAAAGUAAGAACAUAUACAAAACAGUAAUUAAUAGUGAUGAUAAGACACAAGCAGUAAAUAAAGAAGUAAUUAGUAGAGGAACAGUAAUAGAUGGAUCAUUAUUAAAGAAUCCAAAUGUAGUAUUACAAUUAGGACAUAUAGCAAUGUCUAUUAGAAAAGAAGAUUUCCAACCUAAGUAUAUUUCAGGAAAGAAUGAUAGUACAGGUACUAUGCUUUCAUCAAUAGAGAAGAGAAGAAAGAAGAUUGAAUUACUUCAAGAGAAAGAGAAAGAGAAACAUAUUUGUAAAGGAAAGAUGCAACCUAAACCAGAACCAGAGCCAGAACCAAGUGAAGAUAAUAAAUAUGUUGAUAGUCUAGUAAAUGGAAAGUUAAUUUGUAACUAUCAAGCAUUUAUUAGAGCAGAGAUUACAAUUGAAUAUACAAGAAAGCCAUAUGGGAAUUAA